GUGGUCUCAAAACUCAUGAUUUCAAGUGAUCCACCAGCCUUGGCCUCCCAAAGUGCUAGGAUUACAUACGUGAACCACCACACCUGGCCUAUUUGGGUGUUUUCCUAACAACAGUCAGUAAUCCCUGGCUACACCUGUUUUUUGUGUGUGGCACUGCAGCCUCUCUGCUGCUGUAACAUUUAGCUUUGGUGUUAUUCCAAAGUAUACCACCAUUUCUUUCAGCACCAUAUGUCAGAAGAGCCAGAAACCAGUGUCUAGAAAGGCCCUUAGAAGCAAGUAAUAAACAUAUAUGUGCCAGUAUUUUACUUGUCUUUUAAAAAAGAAACCAUAAGUUGGCAGUUACUUGGAAAGGCACUAUGUUAUAUUGGGGAGCAGGAAGAGCUGUGUUGGGUAAAUGUAACAGACUUUUCUUUUUCUUGUCUGUCACUCUCUGUUGUGUUCAGCUGGGGUACUUCCCACACUUCACUCAUUUAUAAAUUUUCCUCAGAUGUAUUUUUGUUAUGUUUUUGUUACAUUUACAACAAGUCUAUAGAAAAUUAGGACCUUUGGUAUUUUGCUGUGCCAUCUUGUAUAUGUAGUUUGUAUAAUUUUAUGGGUUAGAUUUAUAAAGUAUAUUUGUCUGAGUCUAGUAAAUGGGGCAAUUUAUUUUUCUUUCAGUUAUAUACUCUCAUUUUGCCCAAGACCUUUGGCCAGAGCAGGGCAUAAAAGAUUCUUUCCAAGAAGUCAUAUUGAGAAGAUAUAGAAAAUGUGGACAUGAAGAUUUACAGUUAAGAACAGGAUGUAAAAGUGUGGAUGAGUGUAAUCUGCACAAAGAAGGUUAUAAUGAACUAAACCAGUGUUUGACAACUACCCAGAGUGAAAUAUUUCAAUGUGAUCAAUAUAUGAACGCCUUUUAUACAUUUUCAAAUUCAAAUAUACAUGAGAUAAGAUAUACAGGAAAGAAACCUUUCAAAUGUAAAAAAUGUGACAAAUCGUUUUGCAGGCUUUUACACCUAACUCAACAUAUAAGCACUCAUACCAGGGAGAAUUCUUACCAAUGUGAAGAAUGUGGUAAAGUCUUUAACUGGUUCUCAACCUUUACUAGACACAGGAGAAUCCAUACUGGAGAGAAGCCCUACAAUUGUGAAGAAUGUGGCAAAGCCUUUAGUGUAUUAUCAAACCUUACUAGACAUAAGAGAAUUCAUGGUGGAGAAAAACCCUACAAAUGUGAAGAAUGUGGCAAAGAUUUUAAAGAGUACUCACACCUUACUACACAUAAGAGUAUUCAUACUGGAGAAAAACCCUACAAAUGUGGAGAAUGUGGCAAAGCCUUUAGGGUACUCUCAAUACUUACUAAUCAUAAGGUAAUUCAUACUGGAGAGAAACCCUACAAAUGUGAAGAAUGUGGCAAAGCUUAUAACUGGUCCUCAACUCUUAUUAAACAUAGGAGAAUUCAUACUGGAGAGAAACCCUACAAAUGUGAAGAAUGUGGCAAAGCUUUUUACCUAUCCUCACACCUUACAUCACAUAAGAUAUUUCAUACUCGAGAGAAAUCCUACAAAUGUGAAGAAUGUGGCAAAGCUUUUUACAGAUCCUCACACCUUACUACACAUAAAAGAAUUCAUACUGGAGAGAAACCCUACAAAUGUGAAGAAUGUGGCAAAGCCUUUAGGGUACUCUCAAUCCUAACUAAUCAUAAGGUAAUUCAUACGGGAGAGAAACCCUACAAAUGUGAAGAAUGUGGCAAAGCCUUUAACCGGUCCCCAAAACUUACUGCCCACAAGGUAAUUCAUACUGGAGAGAAACCCUACAAAUGUGAAGAAUGUGGCAAAGCCUUUAGGGUACUCUCAAUCCUUACUAGACAUAAGAGAAUUCAUGGUGAGAGAAAACCCUACAAAUGUGAAGAAUGUGGCAAAGAUUUUAAACAGUACUCACACCUUACUACACAUAAGAGUAUUCAUACUGGAGAGAAACCCUACAAAUGUGAAGAAUGUGGCAAAGCCUUUAGGGUACUCUCAAUACUUACUAGACAUAAAAUAAUUCACAGUGGAGAAAAACCUUACAAAUGUGAAGAAUGUGGCAAAGCUUUUAACAGGUACUCACACCUUACUAUACAUAAGAGAAUUCACACUGGAGAGAAAUCAUAAAAUGUGAAGAAUGGCAAAGCUGUUAACUGAUACUCACCCCUAGUACACAUAAGGCAAUUCAUGUUGGAGAGAAAUCCUACAAAUGUGAAGACUGUGACAAAGGUUUCCAUUGAUUCUCAUACCUUAAGAUUAUUCAUACUGGAGAGAAAUUCUACAAAUGUGAAGAAUGUGGAAAAGGCUUUAUUGGUCCUCCACCCUUACUAAACAUAAAAUAAUUCAUACCAGAGAGAAAUCAUAUAAAUAUCAAGAAUGUGAUAAAGUUUUAACCACUGCUCAACCCUGACCACUAAGAUAAUUCAUGCUGGAGGGAAGUCCUACACGUCUCAAAGCUUUUUAUUGAUUCUCAUGCCUUACUAAACAUAAAAUAAUUCAUAUAGGAGAGCAAUCAUACAAAUGUAUAGAAUGUGGCAAAGCUUUUAACAAAUUCUCAUCUAUUACUAAACAUAAUUUAUACUGAAGAGGAAAACCUAUAAAUGUGAGGAAUGCGGCAAAGCUUUUAACCAGUGCCCCAAACUUACUGCACAUAAGAUAAUUUAUACUGGAGAGAAGCCCUACACAUGUAAAAAAAAAAUGUGGCAAAGCUUUUAACCAAUCUUCAACCCUUACUACACAUGAUAAUUCAUGCUGGAGGGAAACCCUACAAAUGUGAAGAAUGUGGCAAAGGUUUUAACUAAUCCUCAAAUCUUACUAAACACAGGAUAACUCAUACUGGAGAAAAAUCUUACAAAUGUGGCGAAUGUGGUAAAACCUUUAUCCAGUCCUCAACUCCUACUAAACAUAAUUCAUACUGGAGAGAAAACUUACAAAUGUGAACAGUGUGGCAAAG
Cebus imitator (Panamanian white-faced capuchin) is the source of this 2952-nucleotide messenger RNA. RefSeq names its product zinc finger protein 430-like. Gene Ontology annotation, molecular function: RNA polymerase II cis-regulatory region sequence-specific DNA binding; DNA-binding transcription factor activity, RNA polymerase II-specific. Gene Ontology annotation, biological process: regulation of cytokine production; regulation of immune system process; negative regulation of transcription by RNA polymerase II. The transcript has a single exon. Lineage: Eukaryota; Metazoa; Chordata; Mammalia; Primates; Cebidae. The record is from RefSeq and is a predicted model, not a curated record. Bases 633 to 2126 code for a protein of 497 amino acids.